AUGCAUAUGUCGAUGAAUGAAGUCGCUCGCUUGCAUGUUCAAGCACUCCACUCGUUGAAGGCUGACUAUGACACCCAGGGCCAGAAAAUCGGACAAAUGUUGCGGAAGCUGUCCGUAUACAAUGCAACCGAACCGACAUCGGAAGAAGCCGAUGAAAAACCAAAAACGGCUGCUAAAAUGGGAACAAUCAUGGGUGUAUUCUUCCCAUGUAUACAGAAUAUCUUCGGUGUACUAUUCUUCAUUCGUAUGACAUGGAUUGUUGGCACUGCGGGCAUUGUUCAAUCGUUUUUCGUUGUUCUUACUUGUGUUUCUGUGACGUUUCUCACCUCGAUAUCUCUAUCUGCAAUCGCCACAAACGGGGUGGUUUCGGGUGGGGGACCGUACUACAUGAUCUCCCGUAAUCUCGGACCUGAACUUGGCGGUGCCGUUGGUAUUCUAUUCUAUCUGGGCACGACAGUAGCCGCUUCUAUGUAUCUGACCGGAGCUGUGGAGAUAUUCUUGUUAUACAUUAUGCCCGAAGGCAAAGUAUUCGAAAGUAUCUACAACAAUUUCCGGCUGUUCGGUUCGGGACUGUUAUUCUUGGUCGGUUUAAUCGUCCUCGCCGGAGUUAAGGUGGUGAACAAAUUUGCUCUGCCACUCGUCUUUGUCGUACUAUUCUGUAUAUUCUCGGCGUUUCUUGGUGCCUUUGUGAAGUUCAACGGUUCGGAUUCGCUCAUGUUCUGUAUGAUGGGUGAUCGACCGGUGGAUGUUACAACUUAUUACGAGACAAUGCGCCUUCGGCCAAACUGUACAGUAGAAGGUUUGAGGCCGUUGUUCUGCUCCGAUAAUGGCACCUGUGAUCCGUACUAUGACCGAGUCAAAAAUGUCAAAGUUUGGAGAGGUAGUAAUAUGCCGGCGAUUCGACUUGAGGUAGGUCAAACAUUUUUCGAUUGGAUGAGCUGGACGUUGAACUGA
Haemonchus placei is the source of this 954-nucleotide messenger RNA. The record is from the annotation of a GenBank genome assembly. Lineage: Eukaryota; Metazoa; Nematoda; Chromadorea; Rhabditida; Trichostrongylidae.